AUGUCAGGUUCAGAAAGGAAUCGUGUACGCUUAUUCUUGUGGGUUGUUCCAAGAACUAUAUCGACAGCCUUGACUAAAUGUCUCAGUGCCAUCGAAGGAAUGGAAGUUUGGUUCGAAUGUUUCGUUGCAUGCAGUGCAGUUCGGAAACAAUAUCAGCUUGCCACCGGUGAAGAUAUUCCGAUGACCUAUGAAGGAAAUGAAGAAAAGGCACAACAAGCAGCUACAAUAUUUAAGCCUUUCGUCGGCUGCGAAAUUGAGCCCUCUCGAAUUUUGUUUGCUGAUGUGCAGCAGAAGAUAGAAUCUUCAGAUAGCAGAUACAUCUUGGCAAAAGAAGGUGGAUUCAUCUUUCUUGAUGAUAAAUCACGACAAUACAUACCACGGGGAUUUCAACACGUCUUCCUAAUCCGGGAUCCGUAUAAAGUCUUCACCUCUUACAAGAAGGCCAUUAUCAGUCACAUGACUCAAUUAGGGUUAUGGAAUGGCGAUGCAGAAUUAUUCAACCUUGAGAAGGAUGACGCCAUACUGAAUCCUCGUGAGUUCUUCAGGGAAACUUUCGAACUGUGGAGGUAUGUCCGUGACAACGUGAAUCCCAAUCCAAUCGUGCUCAACACAGAUGAUCUGUUGGCCAACCCUGCUGAGGUCCUCUCUAAAUUCUGCCAUCUGACCGGCCUUCCGUUCAGUGAUUCACUUCUCCAAUGGGAUGCUUCAGCGGACGCCACCAAGAAGUGGAAAUUAUCGAUCGAUCGAGCAUUGGAUGACCGGAUAUUUUUCAAGACAGCCACCAAUUCCAGUGGAUUUGCACCACCUACACCCGCUAUCCCCCUGGACACGGUAGCUCCAGAUGUCAGGAGGCUUGCAGAAGCAUCAAUGCCAUACUUCGAGGAAAUGAACAAGUACAAGAUGUAAUCAAUAUAUAC
This is a messenger RNA of Lytechinus pictus (painted urchin), 917 nucleotides long. RefSeq lists its product as uncharacterized. Bases 1 to 906 code for a protein of 301 amino acids. NCBI's taxonomy places the organism in Eukaryota, Metazoa, Echinodermata, Echinoidea, Temnopleuroida, Toxopneustidae. The record is from RefSeq and is a predicted model, not a curated record. The transcript has 2 exons.